CAAACAUUGGAUUGUGCUCAAAUGCAAUCUUUGGCCGAUUCCACCUUUGGUGGAGGUCAGACCUCGACCAACUUUAUCUGUAUUGCCUUCUACGAGUCAUCAUGGAACCCCAACGCUGAGAACUCUGGAUCUUCCGCCUCUGGCCUGUGGCAGAUUCUUCCAGAGCACUGUGGUGAGCUUUGCCCAGCAUGCACCACCCCAUCCGACCUCUUUGACCCAUCGAUCAACGCUCAAUGUGCCCUCGCCGUCUACAACGCACAAGGUUAUGAUGCCUGGACCACCUGGUCUAGCGGAGACUGCACAAGCUGGACUCAAUGCUCUGCUUCUGGAUCAUCAUCUGGUGGCUCAGCUGCUGCAUCCUCAUCUGGCACCACCACCAGUGGCACUGGAUCCUCUGGUCAGACCUCCUCCACUGGAACUUCUUCCUCGGGCAGCUCUGGAUCAUCUGGUUCAACCGGCUCCUCCUCCUCUGGAAGUGGUACCGCUGCAAGCAAC
Acytostelium subglobosum LB1 is the source of this 495-nucleotide messenger RNA. RefSeq lists its product as hypothetical. The annotation marks the transcript as partial. The record is from RefSeq and is a predicted model, not a curated record. The transcript has 2 exons. Lineage: Eukaryota; Evosea; Eumycetozoa; Acytosteliales; Acytosteliaceae.